This is a messenger RNA of Blastocystis hominis, 951 nucleotides long. RefSeq lists its product as hypothetical. Gene Ontology annotation, cellular component: cytoplasm. Bases 1 to 951 code for a protein of 316 amino acids. NCBI's taxonomy places the organism in Eukaryota, Bigyra, Opalinata, Blastocystidae. The transcript has 5 exons. Gene Ontology annotation, molecular function: magnesium ion binding; 5'-nucleotidase activity. The record is from RefSeq and is a predicted model, not a curated record.
AUGCAGCAAUUACGAUUGAAAAUUAACAAAAAUAUCAUCAUCUCAAACAAAGAUGUUUUCUGGAAAAAGCUAAUCCAAAUGAAGAAAGAUGGAAAGCAAUUUCUUCAGGUGAUAUCUGAUUUUGAUUAUACCUUGUCCACUUUCUACAAGGAAGGUACUCAGCGAAAUCCUUCUUGUCAUGGGAUUCUCGAGCAGUGCCAACUAUUUUCGGAAGAUUACCACAAAGCAACGCGCGCUCUUCAGCAGGAGUAUUAUCCUAUCGAAAUUGAUCCAACUAUUGACCCCACAGUCAAGGCAGAGAAGAUGCAAGAAUGGUGGUCCAAAGCCCAUGAGUUGUUAAUCGGUUUGGGCUUGAAGCGCUCGGAUAUCGUCAACGCAGUAGCCCAAAGCGACAUUCGGAUCCGCGACGAUUCGGUCGAGCUAAUCAACUACUGUCGCGAGAAUCAAAUUCCCUUUUUGCUCUUCUCUGCGGGUCUUGGCGACGUUCUCGCAGAAGUGAUGCGUCAGAAGUGCCACGUCCCCGUGGGUCGCGAGUAUUCGGUGGAAAUCGUGUCAAACAAAAUGGUGUUCGAUGAGAACGACAAACUGGUCGGUUUCGAGGGCGAAACGAUCAACUCCACGAACAAAAACAUGUAUCGACGGUCGUACGCGAAUCGGCAGAGAAGCCGGGAUAAUAUCAUUCUGAUCGGAGAUAACAUCGGAGACAUUCACAUGUCUGAUGGCGUGAUGUAUCAGAAUCAGAUCUCGGUGGGGUUGCUGAAUGAUAAAGUGGAGGAACGAAUGGAGACCUACAAGCAGACAUUUGACUUGGUGAUUUGCAAUGACUCGGAUUUGGGCUUUGUAUUGGAGCUCGUGAAAUACAUUGUCGAGGAAGAUAAUUUUCCAUCACUGAAGGAAGAGGAGGAUCAAGCGGAGGAGGAUUAUAUAGUGGUGCCGCCUAGUCUUGGAUGA